Messenger RNA from Klebsormidium nitens, 1943 nucleotides. The record is from the annotation of a GenBank genome assembly. Lineage: Eukaryota; Viridiplantae; Streptophyta; Klebsormidiophyceae; Klebsormidiales; Klebsormidiaceae.
GCAUUUGGCGGGGCCAAGACAUUUGAAGUGAUUUGUUGAAGGGCUUGCCCCAGGAUGGUCAUGGCUGCUCAGAGCUGCAUUUUGGAAGCGUCCUGGGCUUGUGGCAGCGAGAAUGCAUGCAAAGGAGUCGCAAUAGCAGAAAGAUUACAGGGGCCGCUCAGUUCAUCGGUGAUUGGGCGGCUCACCACGACGCUUCCUACCAGGAGCGGAAAGCGGAAUCUAUAUACGCAAUGUUGCAAGAGAAACCUUGCCUUUGCUUCGUGCACCGCAAAUUCCGGCUGCUCUACAGCACCGACCUUACGAUCGGGUGGCUUUUACUCGGGUGGUCUUCAAGACGUGUUCAAUGCGGCACCGCUGAUGGGCAGAAGAGCAAGCAGUCAAGUAAACAGGUCAACCUGCACAAGAGCAGUCAAUGCUGAGUUGCAGACUGAAAGCAAGCCCCAAUCUAGAGCUGACCCCAGCGUUGAAGAGGAGGUUGUCGUAGUCGGAGGGGGCAUAGCAGGGCUUUCAACGGCGCUGGCUCUCCAUCGGAUGGGGAUAAAGUCGUUGGUCUUGGAAAGCGCCCCGGGUCCCAGAGACAGCGGGGCAGCGAUUGCCCUCUGGAGGAAUGCGUGGCGGGCGCUUGAUGUGCUGGGGGUGGGGGAGAAGCUGCGGCAUGACUACAUUCUACUGGACAGGGUACAGUUGUGCACCAAAAAGGGCAAGGUGGUGCGCGAGUUUGGUCUCGACGAGGUGAAGGGCGGGCCCCACGAGUACCGGGGCGUACACAGGAGCGCUCUCCUGAAGGUUUUGGCGUCAGAGUUGCCAGAGGGGACCGUAAGAUACGGAACCUCAGUCCAGCAGGUACUGCCCCUUGACGGGGGACAGGGGACGGAGCUCAUUUUGGGAGGGGGCGAGCGUUUGUCUGCAAAGGUUGUCAUUGGCUGUGACGGCACCAAGUCCGCCGUUGCGCGCCACUUGGCGCUCCCCCAGCCGAACUAUGCGGGCUACUCCGCGAUCCGAGGUGUUGCAAAUUUUCCGAACGGACACAACCAAAAGAGCGCGGUGCGGCAGAUCUGGGGAGCCGGAGUCCGAGCUGGAACGUACCCCAUGAACCGAACGGACGUGUACUGGUUCACCGUGUUCAACAGCCCCGAAGAAGAGCCGUGUCCGAGCUGCGGACGCCACGGAACGGAAGCAGCAGGCGCUGGACUCGGUCGCGGGUGGGGGGGCGACAUUCUGAACAUUAUUCGAGCGACCCCGGCAGAGGCGACCACGAGGUCUGACAUCAGGGACAGAUGGACGCUGCCAAAGCCGGUCGGGGGCCAGUCGACGUGGGGGCGGGGCAGCGUAACGGUUGCUGGCGACGCUGCUCACCCCAUGACCCCCAACCUCGGCCAGGGGGGCUGCGCUGCGCUCGAAGACGCGGUCGUUCUAGCACGCGAGCUCGCAAAAGCGAAAGUCUCCAACGACACCAAAACGUCACAGAAUGGACACCGAGCAGACAAGUCAACUUCCCUAGAUCCACAAGCCGUUGAGGAUGUCUUGCGAAGAUACGAACGGGAACGGAUACCCCGGGCGGCCAAGCUGACCGUCCAGUCGUGGGUGUAUGGCACGCUCCUCCAAAUAGGGUUUCCUCCGGUCACUUUUGCCCGGGACAACGUGGUGGUGCCGUACUUGUUUCAGCCGGACCAUUGGCUGGACCACACGUUGUAUGAUUGCGGGGAGCUGCCCACGAGUUGAUCGAGACACUUGAUAUGUAGCAGUAUCUUGCUCGGCUGUUUGCUUGACCUGGGAGAUUCAGAUCAAGAGUUGAUUGUCGGAGCAUUGAACCCCGCUCAGCUUGCCAAGCGUUCGGCUGACGUAAAGUGCUCUGAUAAUGGACUUGAUUGACAAAAGAUGCGGGUCAAUGGCCGGGCUUACUGGAUGCACAGGUUCAACGAGAGUUUCAGGUAGGAUUCUGG